AUGAGAGCGGGGGCGAUUUUACUGCUUCCUCUGAGCGUGUGGGCGCACGAGAAAAUCAAGGCGGAUCCCGGAGAUCCAUGGCAGGUCCGCCACAUGAAAGAAGAGCACGGCAUUGCCGAUUUUGACGCUCACUCUUUCUUCACUCUGCACGAUAACGACAAUUCCAAAACGUGGACACGAACAGACAUUCUUAAUUUGUACGGACUACUGAAGCCCAACGAGGUUGGCGACGGCACCGGCGGUGGCAAUGUCGACGAGAGCCACGAGUACAGCAAUGACCUCAAGGACAAGGUGUAUAACGAAAUCAUGAAAUUGCUGGACACAAACAACGACGGCGUGGUGUCUAUUGAUGAGUGGCGUGAGUUCUGCUCGCGCGGUGAGGUUCUGCCGGAUUUCGGCCUUGGUCCAGGCCACCAUGGCGAUUAUGAGUUCGAGUACGAGGUGCACCACUGGAGGGAGUUCCACUCCGAGAACGACCCCGAGGUGAAAAUCCGCCACCCCGAGGACGACGAGCACGACCGACUGUACCAUGCAUUUGAGCACGGUGACAGCGAAGCGGACCCGCACGACGGGUCGUGGAUCCAGCUGUCUCGCGUGCCGGCCAAAUUCCGCAAGCAACGCAAGGACUAG
Molecule: messenger RNA, 630 nt
Organism: Wickerhamiella sorbophila
Lineage: Eukaryota; Fungi; Ascomycota; Dipodascomycetes; Dipodascales; Trichomonascaceae
Exons: 1
Coding region: 1-630 (209 amino acids)
Cellular component (GO): extracellular exosome; endoplasmic reticulum-Golgi intermediate compartment
Molecular function (GO): calcium ion binding
Source: RefSeq, a predicted model, not a curated record